UGUGUUUUUUUUUUUUCUUUGCAUACCGCUAAACUUUCAGUUUUCCUGUAGUAUGAGCGGACGCUUUGCUGGACAGGGUAUGGGAGAGCCGAAGUGGGAUAAAGCGGCAGCCUUUUUUGUUUUUGCAGGAUUCGUGGACUAUAAAGCUUGGGUCUUGCAGUGACUUCGGCAGUUUAUAACUGGCGCUUGCGACGGUCGAGCUCCUAACUUUUUUUUUUGUGUAGAUAUAGUAAAAUUUUAAAGUCAUGUCUCCCCGGACGUACGCGCUUGCUGUUUAUUUUAUUUUUUUAAUUUAAGUCAUUAAGUAAACGGAUCAACUUCGCAUUGUACCCGAGUAAAAGAACUGUGUAGACCAUUCUACAUAGUUUUACAUUGUUUGACGAAUGGAGACGGAGCCGCUACUCUCGCAUCAGACGCGAGCUACACUUCGGGAUACAUCUAUCUGCUGUAGUGCCGACAGCGGCUAUGGAGGGACAUGCUGCUCACCCGACGAGAAGUUGCAGCGCUAUUCUUCUGCGAGGACAAGCGCUGUUCAGGAAGACCAUGACCUCUGUAUUCAGCAAGCUGUGGUUUUCAUUGAGGAUGCAAUUCAGUAUCGUUCAAUUAACCACAGGGUGGACUGGAGUUCCCUGAGACUGUACCGCUGGUAUUAUUCCCGUGUUGUCCAAUGGGGUUUAGGCAUUACAAUCUUUAUCAUCUUAGCUCUGGCUUUUAUUGAAAAGCCUUCUUCUCUAACAUUGACCUCUGACUUGCGCUAUCGCAGUGUCCCCUGGGAGCCUCCAUGUGGUGUGACGGAGAGUAUUGAAGUUGUCUGCCUUCUGAUUUUUGCAGCUGAUGUAUCUGUGAAGAGUUAUCUAGUUGGUUGGGAAGAGUUCCUGAAGAACAAGUGGCUGGUGGCCUACAUCUUGGUGAUAGCAUUUUCUUUUAUGGAUUGGAUGGUCUCUCUUGCUCUGCUUUGCCAGGAGGGACUGAGAAUCCGAAGAGUCCUGAGGCCAUUUUUUCUCCUUCAAAACUCAUCACUGAUGAAGAAAACUUUGAAGUGCAUUAAAAGAACUCUUCCAGAGAUUGCAAGUGUUCUGCUUCUCUUGGGUCUCCAUCUGUGUCUUUUUACCAUGUUUGGGAUGCUACUUUUUGUCAAAAGCAAGAGUUCAAAUUCAAAUUCUGAAUGGCAGAUGUAUUUCAAAAACCUCCCUGAUUCAAUUACUUCUUUGCUUGUAUUACUCACCACUGCCAACAAUCCAGAUGUUAUGCUGCCAGCCUACUCUGAGAAUCGAGCCUAUUCUAUUUUCUUCAUCCUGUUCUCUGGUUUUGGGACCUACUUUCUAAUGAACUUGUUGACAGCCGUCAUAUACAACCAAUUUCGAGGCUAUUUAUUGAUUUCUAUUCAGACGUCUAUCUUGAGACGUCGCCUGGGGAUUAGAACAGCCUUUGAAGUACUGUGUUGCGAGAAGCAACUAGAUUCGGAGAUCAAUAAUCACAUGGAAGGUGUGAGCCCCCAUCUAGUUAUGAGUGUCCUUGAUCAGGUUCAGAUGAAAUCUUACUACAAGGAAGUCAUUACUCAGAAAGUUCAGGAGUUUGGUGAUUGCUUAAUAUCUUCAUGCCAAUUUCAGAAGCUUUUUGAUGAACUUGACAAGGAUAAAAUAAAACAGCACCCUGCCAUGCCAGAGUACCAGAAUGCAUGCCUCCGAAAGCUUCAGGUCAUCUUCAGUCAUCGCUAUUUCAAUUUGUUUGGAAAUGCUGUGGCUCUUAUUAAUGUCAUCUGUAUUUCUGCUGCCCUGGUAAUCUUCGCGGACAAAGCUUUAUCAAAAAGCGAUGACUAUUUCCUUUGGGUUAUCAAUUGUUUCUUCAUUCUGUUCUACUUGCUGGAGAUGAUUUUGAAGAUAUUUUCUCUUGGAAUUAAAGGCUACUUAGCCAGCCGCAGUAAUGUUUUUGAUGGGCUACUGACUGUUACUCUUUUGGCUCUGCUGCUUACGAUGUGUUUCACUUACUUAAUCCACCCAAAAUGGGGUUCUGAUGUGCCAGGUCUUAUGUCUCUCUUGGAGCUUAUCAGAAUGGUGAACUUGCUAAUAGUCUUCAGGUUCCUGCGGGUUAUUCCACACAUACAGCUGAUGGGGCUUGUUGCAAGCACCUUGUUGGACAUCGUAAAGAACUUGCGAGCAUUUGCUGGUAUCCUAGUGGUUGUUUACUAUGUGUUUGCAGUUGUUGGAAUUAUACUAUUUCAAGGUGCAAUCACACCUCCAAAUAACACAAGUGUAGUUGUCAACUCCAGUGCAGAGGAAGACACCGUUAACUACACAGCAGUUUGUGGCACAUAUGAGCAGCUUGCUUACUGGCCUAACAAUUUUGAUGACUUUGCAGCAACUUUGGUGCUGUUGUAUGAUGUCAUGGUUGUCAACAACUGGCAAGUUUUCAUGGAAGCUUAUUCCAGAUACUCCUCCCCGUGGUCUAAAAUCUACUUUGUGGCUUGGUGGCUUACUUCAGCUAUCAUGUGGGUGAAUCUGUUUGUUGCUCUAGUACUUGAGAAUUUUAUCCACAAAUGGGACAAAAGCCACCAUGGUCCCAUUACUGAACAGCAGGAGGCAGCAAUGUGUCCAAUGACUGUGCAGUUAAUGUUCCGCGAGCAAAUAAAAGAGCCUACUGAAGAGGAGCUACUUGUCAGACUUCACCAGCACCCACAUCUACAUCUUCCACACUGACCUUCAGACAGAGUAUAUAGGGGGCAUAGGGAGGGGUAGUUUGUUUAGCGGUCACUUCUUGUGGGUAAUUUUUUAAUUUUGAUUUUUAAAUUUUAGACUUGUAUAGGAAGCUCAAUAUGCAGUUUUAAUUUUGUAGUUUGUAUAUAUAUUUUUUUAAUGUAAUAUGGCUGUUUACUAUUUUAAAGACUGGCAGCAGUAACCAAAUACUCCUCACACAUCCUAAAUUUAGUUUAGGAACAGCAUCAUAGAUACCAGUUUUAUUAAAUACAGGUGGGCCUCAUGGCUUUCAUCAUGCUCUUGCUGCUGUAAUAUCUAUGUACAUUGGGUGGCAUGACUAAUGUAUUUGAUUUGUUCAUCUGUUUAUUGGUGCCAUACCUGUUUGAGAAAUGUUUUAAUCCCGACACAGCCUUAAUUUUGCACAGUAUUUUAUUAAAAUGCACUUUACCUGUA
This is a messenger RNA of Erpetoichthys calabaricus (reedfish), 3146 nucleotides long. RefSeq names its product two pore segment channel 2 (gene tpcn2). The transcript has 25 exons. Gene Ontology annotation, molecular function: monoatomic ion channel activity; voltage-gated channel activity. Gene Ontology annotation, biological process: transmembrane transport; monoatomic ion transport. Lineage: Eukaryota; Metazoa; Chordata; Cladistia; Polypteriformes; Polypteridae. Bases 384 to 2696 code for a protein of 770 amino acids. The record is from RefSeq and is a predicted model, not a curated record. Gene Ontology annotation, cellular component: lysosomal membrane.